AUGACAGAUGAAGGUUGUUCUGAUGUGACUUCAGCUCUGAAAUCAAACCCGUCACACCUGAGAGAGCUGGACCUGAGCUGGAAUAAACUAGGAGACUCUGGAGUGAAAAACCUCAGUGAUCUACUGAUGAACCCACAAUUCAAGCUGGAGAAACUACAUCUGUAUGGAUGCAGUUUUACAGAGAAACAGAGUCUCAUCCUGACUUCAGCUCUGAAAUCAAACCCGUCACACCUGAGAGAGCUGAACCUGAGCGAGAAUAAUCUAGGAAACACAGGAGUGAAGCAGUUAUGUGCCGUACUGAAGGAUUCACACUGUAAACUGGAGAGAUUGAGGUUAAUCUACUGUUAUAUGACAGAUGAAGGUUGUUCUGAUGUGACUUCAGCUCUGAAAUCAAACCCGUCACACCUGAGAGAGCUGGACCUGAGCAGGAAUAAACUAGGAGACUCUGGAGUGAAAAACCUCAGUGAUAUACUGAUGAACCCACAAUUCAAGCUGGAGAAACUACAUCUGUGGAGUUGCAGUAUUACAGAGGAACAGAGUCUCAUCCUGACUUCAGCUCUGAAAUCAAACCCGUCACACCUGAGAGAUCUGGACCUGAGCGAGAAUAAACUAGGAAACACAGGAGUGAAGCACUUAUGUGCCGUACUGAAGGAUUCACACUGUAAACUGGAGAGAUUGAGGUCAGUCACAUUCACAUACAAGAAUCAAAAUGCUUAAAAUCACUUCA
Molecule: messenger RNA, 727 nt
Organism: Pimephales promelas (fathead minnow)
Lineage: Eukaryota; Metazoa; Chordata; Actinopteri; Cypriniformes; Leuciscidae
Source: RefSeq, a predicted model, not a curated record